Oldenlandia corymbosa var. corymbosa is the source of this 1314-nucleotide messenger RNA. The record is from the annotation of a GenBank genome assembly. Lineage: Eukaryota; Viridiplantae; Streptophyta; Magnoliopsida; Gentianales; Rubiaceae.
CGCUUCUCAGAGUACUUCGAAAUUUUUCCCCUUCCAUCAGUGUCUGAGUCGGACUCCCGCCCGCACUUCUCUCCUUUUUUUUACAGGUUCUCUCUCUCUCUCUCUCUGCGUUCUAGCACGACAAUGGCGAUGGAGCAGCAAAGAAAGCAGAAAAUGGUGCAAGAACAACAACAGCAGGAAGAACUCGAUGACAUUCAGCACGGUCCUUUCCCUGUUGAACAACUUCAGGCAUCUGGUAUUGCGGCUCUUGAUAUCAAAAAGCUAAAAGAUGCUGGCCUUUGCACUGUUGAAUCUGUUGCAUACUCUCCAAGGAAGGAGCUUUUGCAAAUAAAGGGGAUUAGUGAAGCUAAAGUUGAUAAGAUCAUUGAAGCAGCAUCAAAGUUGGUACCUUUAGGUUUCACAAGUGCUAGCCAACUUCAUGCGCAGAGGCUGGAAAUCAUACAGAUAGCUACUGGGUCAAGAGAACUUGACAAGAUCCUGGAAGGAGGUAUUGAAACUGGAUCUAUCACGGAGAUAUAUGGGGAGUUUCGUUCAGGAAAGACUCAACUAUGUCAUACACUUUGCGUUACUUGUCAACUUCCUCUAGACCAAGGGGGUGGUGAAGGGAAAGCAAUGUACAUUGAUGCUGAGGGAACAUUCAGGCCACAAAGACUUUUGCAGAUAGCUGACAGGUUUGGAUUGAAUGGAGCAGAUGUUCUGGAGAAUGUCGCCUAUGCUCGGGCAUAUAAUACUGAUCAUCAAUCAAGGCUUUUGCUUGAAGCAGCUUCAAUGAUGGUGGAAACCAGAUUUGCUCUUAUGAUAGUGGAUAGUGCCACUGCACUUUAUAGGACAGAUUUCUCUGGUAGGGGUGAAUUGUCGGCUAGACAAAUGCAUCUAGCAAAGUUCCUGAGGAGCCUUCAGAAAUUGGCAGAUGAGUUUGGUGUAGCUGUUGUUAUCACCAACCAAGUUGUUGCACAAGUGGAUGGUUCUGCAAUUUUUGCUGGACCUCAAAUAAAACCAAUUGGUGGUAACAUCAUGGCGCAUGCAUCGACAACAAGGCUAGCUCUUCGGAAGGGACGAGCAGAGGAACGCAUUUGUAAAGUGAUAAGUUCUCCUUGUUUGGCCGAGGCUGAAGCAAGGUUUCAAAUUUCUCCAGAAGGUGUAACUGAUGUCAAGGACUGAUCUGGAUUGUUGAUAAUCGCUUUUGAGGGGAUCAUUUUCCCCAUAUCAACAUCUUGUUGAGCAAGUUACUGUACUAGUUUGUAAAAUAUAGGUAUAGAUUUUGUAGCUCUGGUACUUUGAAGAUCACAUUUUGUAUCAUUUGAAGAAUUUCAG